AUGUCGCCGUUCGUGAAUUCUUAUCUCUUUGCUUACAAUUUUCUCCAAGCUUCUUUAUGGACGAUUUCGCUUCUGAGUAUCUUGAGCAGCUUUUUAUCGAACAAGACAAUCAAUGGCGUUUACUCUUCUGCUGGAUACUUGAUCAGUGUGAUUCAAACUGCUGCAGUUGUUGAAGUUCUUCAUGGAGCCAUAGGAAUUGUGCCGAGUGGAUUCUUGUCUCCGCUGAUGCAAUGGAGUGGAAGAACCCACUUCAUAUUGGCAAUUGUUGGACAGAUCAAGGAGGUCCAAGAUUCGCCGUGGCUGUCGAUAACGCUUGUAGCUUGGUGUCUAGGCGAGAUGAUCAGAUAUCCUCACUAUGCUUUCACUUGCCUCGGUAGAUGCCCCUAUUGGCUAACCUAUCUCAGGUACACAGGAUUCAUCAUGAUCUAUCCAAUGGGGCUAGUGGGUGAAUUGUUGAUCAUGUACAAAGCGCUUCCACAUGUUAAAGAAAGAAAUCUUUACGCGAAUUUCUUCUCUGCUUUCCCCUUUAGCUACUACGAAUUCCUUUGGGCCGUCCUCUUGGUGUACCCGUUCCUUUGGCUAAAGCUUUAUCUGCAGCUGUUCAAACAAAGAAAGUCUAAGCUUGGAAAAUCGGAGAAGCAUCACGGCAAGAGAAAGAGAAUGUGA
This is a messenger RNA of Arabis nemorensis, 666 nucleotides long. NCBI's taxonomy places the organism in Eukaryota, Viridiplantae, Streptophyta, Magnoliopsida, Brassicales, Brassicaceae. The record is from the annotation of a GenBank genome assembly.